AUGGGAGACCGCCGGGUCCGCGGCUCCGAGGAGCCGUCGGAAGAAAAGACGGAACCAUUCUCUCAAUCUGAAAUCGAUGCCCGCAUGAGAAACAUCCGUGUAGAGGAACCCUUUGACCUCAUCUCAGCCGACCCCGUACCGCUCGACAAGCUGCGUGUCGAGGAGCAUCACCACAAGCAGGGCAUCCGCAUCCUCGUUCGACCCCUCACUCGGAGCCGUUCGGUGAGCCCAGGCAACUACAACUGCCAAUGGCUUGCCCUCCGCGCAGAGGUUGCGUCUGAGCAGGAACCACAACAUAAAGUCCUUGCCGUCUCCCAGACGUCCCGGGACAUCAAGUUCUCUGUGCGCAUCCCGCCGGAGCGGUUGGAUGACAACACGCCCCGCCCGCCGUUGUGGUGCGAGCUCUACUAUGAUCCGACGAGCGAUAACCAGAUUCUGCUGAAUAGAUCCGAGGUACCAAUCUCGUUAACGAGGAUAUCUGAUGAUCCCGGUUCUUGCGCCAGCUGGGGAGUCAAUCCGGGAGCCCCCAAGGCGCUGUCACCAGGUACAUGGAGGAUAAACGUUCGCGAUGUUGAAGUCCUUGACUUUAGGAUCUUGGAGAAGCGACCCGCCUACUUCAGACAUGCCGAUUCGGACCUCAAAGACGAACUACCCUCAAGCUCAAAUCCAGAUGCCCUCAACGCCUCUGGCAAGCGGUCAUUCACCGCCGACGAUGGUGAGCCACGGUCCGAGAAAAAGGCGCGCACGACAGAGGAGGCCGGCAUGGUGAAGAAGGAGAAGGAAGACGGUGUCAUCAUGUUCCUCAGGCCACAAGCACAACCACUCGUCUUCCCCCUACCGACAGAAGCCAAGGGCAGAGAGCUCGUAGCGACAAACGGCCACGCCCUGCUCGACAUGCAAAAGGAGGAGACGGUAGUCAUCCCCGGCGGCUGCGAGAUCGACGAGUACACAGUCUCCAAGCGCGACCAAAUCGCCUCCACUACCCUCUCCUCCGUCUUCACAGCCGAGCACUCCAACGUCCCAGACGGCAUCGUCACCGUCAAAGUCCUAAAGACCCGCACGGCCAACGCAAACGCCAACAACGUGACCAAGCCUCAGGACAACAACGAGCGGAACGUGAUCCGGCAGGCCGACAUGUGGCUCCGCGAGUACCAGUCCCAAGACGACCUCAAUCACGAGUCCAUCGUCAAACUCUACGGCGGCGACGCCCGCUACCUCUCCCUGUAUAUGGAGCACGUCGACGCAAAGGACCUCAGCGCCAAGGGCGUCUGGCGCUCCCACGUAGACCACAGCUUCCUCGGCGACCGCGCCGACGCCUUCGCCAUCGCGCGCGAUAUCAGCGGCGCCCUACACUACCUGCACAGCAAGAACCUCGUCCACAACGACAUCAAGCCCGCCAACAUCCUCUACUCGCCCUCCCGCGGCGCCGUGCUCUGCGACUUCGGCCUGUCGACGCACACCAGCGGACCCGUGACGACGGGCGGCACGCCGUACUACAUCCCGCCCGAGUUCAUCGGCAAGAAGCUCCGCGGCCCGCCGUCGGACGUCUGGGCGCUCGGGGUGACGAUGCUCUACGUGCUGGGCAAGAUCUCCUUCCCGGACGCCCGCUCGCGGAAGCAGCCCAAGCAGACUGCGCUGUACUGGAUGAUUGCCGACGUGAACCGGCCCGCGCCGAGCCCGCAGCAGAGGGCCCCCGGCCAGCCUUGUCCUGCUGUGGAUCUCAUGUACAGAUGGCUGAGCGAGGUUGCGGUGGCGAGGGAGAAGCUGUACCCGCGCGACAAGCUCGAGCGGCUUGUUUCUGAUAUGUUGAUACCUGCACCGACACAGCGGAUCACAAUGGCUCGCGUCGUGAGAGAGCUAUAUGUGAUGGAGCAGCAAGCUCUUGCGAAGAGGUGA
This is a messenger RNA of Colletotrichum phormii, 1896 nucleotides long. RefSeq names its product kinase-like domain-containing protein. Gene Ontology annotation, molecular function: protein serine/threonine kinase activity; ATP binding. Gene Ontology annotation, cellular component: cytoplasm. The transcript has a single exon. The record is from RefSeq and is a predicted model, not a curated record. Bases 1 to 1896 code for a protein of 631 amino acids. Gene Ontology annotation, biological process: intracellular signal transduction; protein phosphorylation. NCBI's taxonomy places the organism in Eukaryota, Fungi, Ascomycota, Sordariomycetes, Glomerellales, Glomerellaceae.